AUAAGUUUCUGCUGCACUUUUCCCUCUCUGUCUCUUUUUCACUUUUGUUUCUGGAGGAACAGCUGCCCUUGCACCAUUUCCUUGCUCAGCACCAUGUCCUUGGGAGGAAUUAGGUGUCUGGUGACUGGUGCGGGUGGAUUCCUGGGUCAAAGGAUUGUUUGCCAGCUGCUGGCAGAAGAUGAGAGUUUGACUGAAGUCAGAGUCUUGGACAAAACAAUCAGCGCUGAAGCACUCCAGGAUUUUAGAAAAGUGAAGACGAACACUCUCUUGACAGUCAUACAAGGGGAUAUCCGGGAUGUGGCACUUCUUCAAACAGCAGUCCAAGGGGUCUCACUUGUCAUCCAUGCAGCUUCCAUCAUUGACACCCGAGGGCUCGUAGAUCAACAGACCCUCUGGGAUGUCAAUGUCAGGGGUACACAGCUGCUGCUGGAGACCUGCCUCCGCAAUGAUGUCCAGUAUUUUAUUUAUACCAGCAGCCUUGAGGUGGCAGGUCCAAACAACAGAGGAGAUCCCAUCUAUGAUGGUGAUGAGGACACCAUAUAUUGGAUGACCCAAGGACCACCCUAUGCUGAAACUAAAAAAGAGGCAGAGAAAUGUGCAUUGGAGUUGGACAGCUUGCCACUCAAGGGGGGCAAUAGUUUUGUGACAUGUGCUCUGAGGUCCAUGUACAUCUAUGGAGAAGGCAGUCCUUUCCUGCUGCGUCACCUUGACGAAAGCAUCUUAAACAACAAUGUAUUUUUGAGGCUGUCUAGGAAAGAGGCGCUUGUAAAUCCUGUCUAUGUGGGAAAUAUUGCUUGGGCUCAUAUUCAAGUGGCUAAAGCCAUGAGAGACCCAACAAAAGUAAAGCAGGUCCGAGGGCGGUUCUACUACAUCUCAGAUGAUACUCCCCAUGCAAGCUACUCAGACUUCAAUUAUGAGCUGACUAAGGAGUUGGGGUUUGGCGUUGAACCCAAACCUGUGAUGCCCGUCACACUUUUCUAUUACUAUGCUCUGUUCCUAGAGAUCGUGAGCUUCUUGCUCAAGCCUUUCUUCAGAUAUGUUCCUAGUAUCACUCGUUCCCUUGUACUGUUGCUCAACACCCCAUUCAGUUUUUCUUACAGGAAAGCACAAAGGGAUUUUAACUAUAGUCCCCGCUACACAUGGGAGGAAGCCAAGCAUCAUACAUGCCAAUGGAUUGCUGAGAUAACCCCACUGAGGGCAGCACACUUGAAAAGCAAGGCUACCUAAACGCCAGAACAGGAGCUAAAACAAAGGGAAUGGGAGGGGGGCAUCAGAGUAUCAAAAUGACUAAAAUGGGAAAACAUUGAAGUACCUGAGUAAACGAAAGAGAAAAAUUCCUCUGUGUUGUAUAUACAUUUGCCCCAUUAAAAUAUCAAAUGAGCCUCCCUCCUGACUGUUCGCCAUUUCUCAUGGGCCACUUUCAGUUCCUGUCAGCAUUCAAAAUCCCAACUCCAGAGUGCCCAAACUGUAGUGAGUUGUGAGAACAUUCAUUCUCCUAUGGGAAUGAACAGAGGAGCUGACAGGCCCAGUUUGUGGAGCACCUUUAAGCCCAUAGAGUUUUGCACUCAGGCUGAAUUAGUUCUACACACACCAGACAUCAUGGACAACCGUCCAAGGGCUUAUGCUCACAUCCCUCUAAACCUGGCCUGAACAUGUUACGGUAACUGUUUUUAUAUGACUCAUCCACAUGACGUUGCCUUUAUCUCAUCCCCAGGCCACGGCUGAGGCAGCUUGAAGUCAUUUUUAUCUCUUCCAGUUUUAAAGCAGUGUUUUUCCUCUUCUCCUGAGGCAAUAUUUGCCAGGGACACAAUCUAGUACAAUGUUUGUGAUGACGUGGCUGGCCAUGGGUCAGCCCAGCUCUGAAUCCCCACUUAGCUGGUUGUGGGAAUGUUCCCUCUCGUCCAGUCACUGCACAGUCUCUUUCAUAGUUGUAGAAGACAUUGAAUACCUGCUUUCUUCAGAGGCAGCUGCCUGUGUAAUAUUUGACCAGCA
Messenger RNA from Python bivittatus (Burmese python), 1992 nucleotides. Its product is annotated as 3 beta-hydroxysteroid dehydrogenase/Delta 5-->4-isomerase-like. Gene Ontology annotation, biological process: steroid biosynthetic process. The record is from RefSeq and is a predicted model, not a curated record. NCBI's taxonomy places the organism in Eukaryota, Metazoa, Chordata, Lepidosauria, Squamata, Pythonidae. Gene Ontology annotation, molecular function: oxidoreductase activity, acting on the CH-OH group of donors, NAD or NADP as acceptor.